Messenger RNA from Triplophysa rosa, 1992 nucleotides. RefSeq names its product potassium channel tetramerization domain containing 7 (gene kctd7). NCBI's taxonomy places the organism in Eukaryota, Metazoa, Chordata, Actinopteri, Cypriniformes, Nemacheilidae. The record is from RefSeq and is a predicted model, not a curated record. Gene Ontology annotation, biological process: protein homooligomerization. The transcript is spliced from 4 exons. The coding region runs from base 246 to 1265 and encodes 339 amino acids. Gene Ontology annotation, molecular function: protein binding.
UUUACGCCUACAGCGGAGCACACUCCUAAAAACACCCCAGCAAUGCGCACGUGCCUGCGCAAUUUGCGUAUAUGCUUCUCAGCGAGCAUGCAGCGCAAGAACGGGCUCGCAUGCAUCCACCUGACCAGCACAAAGACCACACCCCUUCUCCUGUACACAAGCUUGGACAUCACAACAAUCGCUGACAGUCUCUGUGUGUAUCGCAGUCUACGCCGUUAUAAAGCCUAGUGUUGGUUGGUUUGUGCAUGCAGCAUAAUGGAGCUGGCGAAACCCCGAACGGAGAACCGCCUCCGCUUUCCUUUAGCGCAGCAGGUCCGAUCCAAAUGGCAACAUCACGGGUGAGGAGGUUCGCGCAGGAGGGGCGGACGGUCCCUCAGCCCAGAGUGAUGGUGGUAUUUUCGGCUGCGAGCGACACCGAAAAACAGGAAGAUGCGAUGUCGGGCGCGAUCCCCGGGGAUGAGGAGUAUCGCAAACCAGCCAUACCUGUCCCUAAUCUUAACCUAGGGAAGUCUCUUCGCACCUUAGAGGCACCUGAGGAGUUCCCUGAGGUUAUUCCCCUAAACGUAGGAGGAACAUAUUUCACCACCCGGCUCUCCACUCUGCGGCGUUUUGAGGACACUAUGCUGGCUGCCAUGUUUAGCGGUCGCCACUACAUUCCUCGUGAUGCAGAGGGGCGAUAUUUCAUCGACCGAGAUGGAGCAAAUUUUGGCGAUAUUCUGAAUUUUUUGCGAGAGGGUGAGCUGCCUCCAAGGGACCGAGUUCGUGCUGUACACAGAGAAGCUCAGUACUAUGCCAUUGGACCUCUUUUGGAAAGCCUGGAAGAUACACAGCCACUUACUGGAGAGAAAGUGCGGCAGGCCUUUCUUGAUCUCUUGCCCUAUUACAAAGAAAAUUUAGAGCGCAUUGUGGAGAUAGCAAAACUUCGUGCCAUGCAGCGAAAGGCUCGCUUCGCAAAGCUGAAGAUCUGCGUGUACAAGGAGGAGAUGCCCAUCACCCCUUAUGAAAGGCCGCUGUUCAAUUCGCUACGGUUCGAGCGCUCUGAGAGUGAGGCCAAGCUGUUCGAGCACCAUUGUGAGGUGGAUGUGUCGUUUGGGCCCUGGGAGGCUGUGGCAGAUGUUUAUGACCUUCUUCAUUGCAUAGUGAGUGACUUGGCAGAACGUGGGAUCACCGCAGACCAGCAGUGCAUCGGCGUUUGUGACAAACACCUCAUUAACCACUACUACUGCAAAAGGCCAAUCUAUGAGUUUAAAAUCACCUGGUGGUGAAACGGUGGUAUGUUUGGAGGUCUUGCCUCUUUUGCCAAAAACUAAGAUGCACAAGGUUUGAGCACAUGUGAUGUGUGCUGCUGUCUACGUGACACCAGCAGGGUUCUCGAUUCCUAGUCCAGUGUGCAAAAUGAAUGACAAGCGUUUGAUGGAGAUGGAGGUUGAUGGCUGGCUGUGGAACGGUGGUUUGCAACCCGAAUUUUUCUUUUUCGGCAGCUGUUCUGAUCCCUUAGUUUUGCAAGUACUUGUUUAGCUUUAUUUAAAACAAACCCUACUUGUAAUGGUUUUGUCCAGUUGUAGUUUAAAGGGUUUUCUGGAAUCAUGCUCAGAGGAAGUUAACUUAUGUGAAACAGUGUUUUCUGUUCUAAAUAUGACAUCUCUGCUAAGUUUCCAUGUAAGAUGUGCAAUGAAUGUAUUAACAAUCUGAUUCUGAAGAAUCAAUCAACUGGACUCAGAUUACAGGUCUGUCAUUUCUUGUGUUGUGUUCAUGAAGGAUUCCCCCCCUACAGUAUUUACAUACAGUGAUUUUUCCUAAUUUGUUUUAAUUUAAUAUGUAGAACCUGAUCUUUAUGAUAUUGCGGAUAGAGAGCACUGUAGAUUUCCAACAGAUAAAAACGACAAAAAAUACAAUACAACCACACCAAGCUUCACACAAGGCCUUCUAAAAUUUGCCAUACAUCAAGGAUUUGGUUUAUAACAAAAGAAAUAAAACUGUUUUCAAAAGAGA